Molecule: messenger RNA, 2491 nt
Organism: Paramuricea clavata
Lineage: Eukaryota; Metazoa; Cnidaria; Anthozoa; Malacalcyonacea; Plexauridae
Source: the annotation of a GenBank genome assembly
UAUUAAUAUAAAUAGAAUAGAAAAUUUGCAGGUGCUAAUAAACGUUGAAUAUGUAUAAAUUUUUGUACAUUUUUUCCUGUAUUACUGUGUUUGCUUGUUGUGUCGUAAAAGAAGCUAACAGCCAGAAUGAGGUGCCAAAAUAUACAAUCGAUCUCGACCAGCCAGCGGAGUCAAGAUGGCGAGAAAUUGGGCAUGAUUUUGCAGACUUAGCUCCUUUUCUACGCACGAUAUUGAAGCAAAAAAUUCCGCCUGCAGUUUUCCCGUUGGCCGAGGAGGUAGCCUUGUACGUGGACACUCUUUUUGACGAGCCGUAUCCAGGAGAACUGAAAGGCGUUGCAAAAGCAACCAAUUUGACUCUAUCGGAAGUGAUUUUGGCAAACAUAUUUUAUGAUCUUACAGCAUACUGUACAAGUAUUGUAGCACAAGACGAACAAGACGAACAGGGUGAUAUUUUUCAUGCGAGAAACUUGGAUUAUGACAAUGCUGAUUAUUUUCGAAAUCUCAGUAUUCAUGUUGAUUUUCUCAGAAAUGGUAAGUAAAGACUGACUAAGGUGUGAAAUAUUCGAAGGGGGCAGGGCGUUUAAUGAGGGUAUGGGAGAAACAGAGAAUGCUCCUUAAAAAAUAAUAAUACAUCAAUUUUUCUACUGUUGAUACAUAAUCUAAACUUGCCUAUAGUUACCUUCAUACCCAGACUCUUUCCUCUAUGAGUAAGUAAGAAAAGCCACUGACAGUGUUUUGUUGGUUUCUGUUUGACUUCCUCUUGGGCAUUCCUUGCAGGUGACAGGUUAGGUUGAUUGUGUUGUUAAGAGGUUACAAAACUGGAUGCUAAUUUUAUUGACACCGCCUGCACCAAACACCUCUGAGAUGGUCAACACCGUAUUCAGUGGACUCAAAGUCAUGCAAAGCUGUGUCCUAAUACUCAGCAAAGUGAACUAAUGAUCAAACAACCACAUAUUGCAGGAAUCAUUGUAAAAAACCGUAAUUGCCAAGAUGGAAGGCAUACUUAUUUUAUUCACUCAGCUGUGCUACAAACACCUUUUAUGCAUGAUAAUGUAGAGGCUAGUACUAACUGUAUAAUUUGUUGAUGAUUAAUGUUUUUAUGUUUCAUUUUACAAGGAAAACUUGUCUACAGUGGAAUCACAUUUGCUGGCUACAUUGGCAUUUUAACAGGCCAGAAACCACUUGCCUUCACAGUAACUUUGGAUGAAAGGGAUAAAGGUUACUUGUGGGAAAAUAUAUUUCAGCUUCUUUUGGCUAAAACUACACCUGUUGGCUUUUUCCUGCGAUCAUUACUAGCAAACGAGGAGAGUAAUUUUGAUUAUGUCAUUAAACAAAUUUCCCAAGUUGAAAUGAUAGCACCAGCAUAUAUCAUCGUGGGAGGAGUAAAGAAGGGAGAAGGUGCUGUUGUUACUAGAGCUAGGAUUGAAACACUUGAUGUUUGGAAACUCAAUGUUUCUGAUGGAAGGUAUGUGUGAAUAACAUUAUUAUAAAUGCGUUGAGGUAUUCAUUCCUUGCAAAUCACUUUAUGUUGUUCAUGACAGAAAUGACUAUAUUCCACUUUUUUCCAACAGGUGGUUUUUGGUUGAGACAAACUAUGACCACUGGAAGCCACCACCAUCAAGUGAUGAUAGACGACACCCUGCAAUUAAAGCUAUGAAUCAAAUGGGCCAGAAAAAUGUUGGAGUUAAAGGAUUAUUCCAAGUCAUGUCAACUAAACCAGUUUUGAAUAAUUCAACCGUAUUCACAAGUAUAAUGUCUGCAAAAUUUCCAUCAAUUUUCACAACAUGGAGAAGAAGAUGUUGUGCUUAAUCAGGGUAGACAGAAAACCCUACCUUUUAUCAGUUAUCACUCUGUUGCAUAGCCUGCGUAGCAGCUAGAGCCGCUGCGCAGGCUACUGUUGAACUAAUGAAUGUGUAAUUAUGGUGUAAAUUAACAUUUGGUAAUGUACAAUAAGAUUAUUAAUUAACUACGGUAAUAUGGUAUAUGACACUAUUAAUAAUAUUUUUAUAUACUAUUGCAAAUAUGUGAUGGUUUAUUAAUUAAAUAUCAGCUAGAAUUUAUAUAUGAAUGAUAAAACAGUCUUAAGUUCUUAGUAAUAAAAUGAUUACUGCAAAAAUAUACAGUAACACAAGAAUAAUUACAAAACAAGGUUGGAAUUAUUACUCACAUCAAUCAUCUGAUGCAUUUAGGAUUGUAAUAAUCUUUUCUAGUUUUUACCACCUAUGCCUGGAAAAGUAAUAAUUCCUUUUGGAGAGGCAGUUAAACCUUCUCAAACAAGGAAAUUAAUGUAACCCCUCUCAUUGAAUGGCAACUCAUUUCCUUAUAGCACAAAAUGUCACUAAAUGGCAACUUCAUUGUUUUUGUAUGUUAUUCAAGUGUGAAUGAAGCAAGUAAUGUACUUCAUUUUUUCUCUUUGUUCAAUAACAAUUGUCUGUUUAGUCCUUCACAAUUUCUUGCAAUUUCAAUAGCCCAGAAUUGAAUCCUUGGUACU